Molecule: messenger RNA, 2754 nt
Organism: Lathyrus oleraceus (garden pea)
Lineage: Eukaryota; Viridiplantae; Streptophyta; Magnoliopsida; Fabales; Fabaceae
Product: probable methyltransferase PMT4
Exons: 9
Coding region: 532-2391 (619 amino acids)
Cellular component (GO): cytoplasm
Molecular function (GO): methyltransferase activity
Source: RefSeq, a predicted model, not a curated record
CAAGUAAAUAAUGUUGCGUGUUUUUGGAUCUGUUUAAUAAUGAUAAGGCGGUAUAUAUAUAAUGAAAGAGAGAUACAAAUACAAAGCUGGCAAAUGAAGUAAAGUUAGCAACAACAAUCCAAACAGUUUGGACCCAACCGGAAUUAGCGCUCUUCUUCUCCAUUCACAAUUGCUUCUUCCCAAAUCAUCAACAAUCCCACUCACCAAAAACCCUAAUUCUCCAUUUUCCUCUCACAAUUCACGAUCGGAUUCGUUGAGAACGGGAAAAUUCAAUUCAGCCGUCGGCGAUCUGGUUCAUCUGUUGAUCUGUUGGUUGUUGGUUCGAUCGGCAUUACUCGAUCUUGUUCCGGAAUUGUGCGAUUCAGACGCGGAUUUUGUUUUCAGAUCAGCGGAUUAUUUCAAUGCUUGUAGGUGUAGCUAAGAUUCAUGGUAUUACGAUAGGUUAUGGUGUUUAUAAUUACGAUUUAGUUUGAUUUUUGGAAAUCUCGCUUUCUGUACGUUGAAUUCAGUGGGAGUUUCACGAUUUUGGACAUGAGAAGCUCUUUGUCGAAUAAAUUGUGGAUGAUUCUCGGCCCUAAACCGCCAGUGAACUGGUUGAUAUUGUGCGUGAUUAGUGUUCUGGCUUUGAUUAUAGUGUUGGGUUCGUCGUCUUCCAAUGCUAUUGAUUCCUCGCCGAGGAGACCGGCUUCUCUUAUCUAUACAAACUACAGGAGGAUAAAAGAGCGGGUGGCAGUUGAUUAUUUGGAGCUGAAAUCUGUUUCGACUGGUGGUUUGAGGCAAAGGGAGUUAGGGCUUUGUGGAAAAGAAAGGGAAAAUUUCGUGCCAUGCCAUAAUAUCACUGCCAAUUCGGCGUCAGGAUUUGAGCAGGGGGAGGAGCUGGAUCGGCACUGCCAAGUGUUGAAGGAAGAAGAUCAAUGUUUGGUUCGUCCUCCCAAGGAAUAUAAAAUUCCCUUGCGCUGGCCCAGUGGCAGAGAUAUUAUAUGGAGUGGGAAUGUGAAGAUAACCAAAGAUCAAUUUCUUUCGUCCGGAAGUAUGACCAAAAGGUUGAUGCUACUAGAAGAGAAUCAAAUUGCCUUUCACUCAGAGGAUGGUAUGAUCUUUGAUGGUGUGAAAGAUUACUCUCGCCAAAUUGCAGAGAUGAUAGGGCUAGGAAGUGAUACGGAGCUUCCUCAAGCUGGUGUUCGAACAACGCUGGACAUUAAUUGUGGAUUUGGUAGCUUUGGAGCUCAUUUGUUGUCACUUAACAUAAUGGCGGUUUGUGUUGCGGGAUAUGAGGCAACUGGCAGCCAAGUUCAAUUGUCUCUUGAGAGAGGCCUUCCUGCCAUGAUUGGCAACUUCAUUGCAAGACAGCUUCCGUAUCCAUCAUUAUCAUAUGACAUGAUUCACUGUGCUCAAUGUGGCAUCAUUUGGGAUGAAAAGGAUGGAAUGUUCCUCAUAGAAGUUGACCGUGUUCUUAAACCCGGAGGAUAUUUCGUUUUAACAUCACCUACAAGCAAGCUACCGGGUUCAUCGCGGGAGAAAAAGAGAAUCACGUUGAAUCCUUUGCAAGAGCUGACCCAGGAACUAUGUUGGACGCUUCUAGCCCAGCAAGACGAGACUUUCGUCUGGCAGAAGACUGCUGACCUGAAUUGUUAUGAAUCACGCAAGCAGCAUACUAUUCAACUAUGUAAAGAAGGGGAUGAUACUCAAUCAUACUAUAAGCCUCUUGUGUCAUGUAUAAGUGGGACAUCUAGCAAGCGCUGGAUUGCAAUACAGAACCGAUCCUUUGAUUCUGAAUUGAGUUCAGCUGAGCUUGAAAUUCAUGGAGUUCAGCCUGAAGACUUUUACGAAGACAUGCAUUUCUGGAGAUCAGCUGUUAGUAAUUAUUGGUCCCUGCUUACACCACUAAUUUUCUCUGACCAUCCAAAGAGACCUGGAGAUGAAGAUCCACUGCCUCCAUAUAAUAUGAUUCGGAAUGUUAUGGACAUGUAUUCUAGUUAUGGGGGUUUGAAUGCUGCACUGCUGGAGGAGAAAAAGUCAGUGUGGGUCAUGAAUGUUGUUCCUGCCAGGGCUACUAAUGCACUUCCUCUCAUACUAGAUAGAGGUUUUACAGGUGUUAUGCAUGACUGGUGUGAACCUUUCCCCACCUACCCGCGGACAUAUGAUAUGCUUCAUGCAAAUGGACUUCUGUCACAGUUCAUUUCAGAACGAUGCAGCCUGAUGGACUUAUUCUUGGAGAUGGAUAGGAUACUACGACCAGAGGGAUGGAUCAUUCUUUCUGACACAGUGGGAACAAUUGAAAUGGUACGCACGCUUGCAACUCAAGUACGCUGGGAAGCAAGGAUAAUUGAUCUUCAGAAUGGCAGUGACCAGCGGUUACUUGUAUGCCAGAAACCAUUUUUGAAAAAAUGAUUGGACACUAAUAUAUUUCACCAAUCACCAUGACAGAUGAACACAAUUUUUUUGCUCUGGGAAUGGAUUGUUUUAAUUGGGACGUGUAUAUAUAGAGCUCAGAGCCUUGACUUCAAUAUUUACCACAACUGGGUCUAGAUAUUGAAGCUGUAGAUUGUGAAGGUUCAUGUUGAAUUUAGUUACAGUUAAUUUUUUUUGUCAAUGUUUGUAGUAAUUCAUUCAUCCAAUAUCUUGUUAGCAUUUUUUUAUUCUUCUUUAUUUCUUUUUUGAUCAUUGAACUUCUAGCAUUUAUGUUGAACAAUCACAAGUUUUUGAGAAAGAAAGUGAAUGGCCAUGAAAUUCAAGAAUGAACUUGAGAUAGUA